AAAGUUAGUUUUUUAGUGUGUUUCUCUUGCAGAGUUGAAGGAAAAAUGCAAAAGUUUGAAAGAUACUGAGAAACUUCUAGGUGAAAGAGAGACACAAAUUAAAGAUCUUGAGAAGAGCAAAGAAACGGCUUUAGAGGAAAAGGACAAACUUUUAAAUAAAUCAAAUGAUAAACUAUUACAAACAACCAGAGAGAUUGAAGAGAAAAAUAAACUGAUGAGUGAGAAAGAGAGACUGCUGGAGAACACAGUCAAAGAACUGGAAACCAGUAAACAUCAACUGGAAACACUGAGAAAUGAACUACAGGAAAAUAAAAGCAAACUACAACUACUGCUGGAGGAAAACAAACUACUGAAGAGUUCUGUGUCAGCACCAGUAAGAAGACGACAGAGUUUUGAAUUUAAUCUUCCAAACAUGAGUGGAGAAACAGCUUCAGUGUUGGUUUCUGGAUCAGAGCUCAGGUUGGUUCUGCUGGGGAGUGCUGGAUCUGAGAAGAGUGCAUCAGUAAACAUCAUCCUGAACAGAGAGGAGAAGAUCCAGACUGAUACAUCAACAGAGAUCCAGCAGAGUGAGAGCAGACAGGGGGAGGUGAAUGGGAAGCAGGUGACUGUGGUGGAAACUCCUGACUGGUUUUGCUCUGGUCUCUCUCUGGAGGAGGUGAGAGAGGAUGUGAGACUCUGUGUCCGUCUGUCUGCUCCAGGACCUCACGCCUUCCUCCUGAUCAUACCAGUACAACAAUCUACUGGAGUAGAGAGAGCAAUGCUGGAGAAAAUGGAGGAGAUAUUUGGGGAGAGAUGUUGGAGGAACACCAUGAUCCUUUUUACUGUCACUGAUGAAGAACAAAAGAAGAACUUUGAGGAUUUUGUCCAGUCAGGGAAUCAGGAGGUCCAGAGACUUGUAGAGAAAUGUGGGAACAGGUUUCACUUUCUCAACAUUCAUCAUAGUGGAGAUGAUUCACAGAUCUCAGAGCUGCUGGAGAAGAUUGAGAAGAUGGUGGAAGGAAACACAGAGAGAUUUUACAGCAGUGAGAUCUACCUGGAGAUUGAGUCUCAGAUUAGAGCGAUGGAAAGACAGAUCACUAGAGCCACAGAGGAGAGAAAAGAGAGGGAGGAGAGAGAGAUGAAUGAAAAAUAG
Molecule: messenger RNA, 1132 nt
Organism: Misgurnus anguillicaudatus (oriental weatherfish)
Lineage: Eukaryota; Metazoa; Chordata; Actinopteri; Cypriniformes; Cobitidae
Source: RefSeq, a predicted model, not a curated record